Molecule: messenger RNA, 1566 nt
Organism: Trypanosoma rangeli
Lineage: Eukaryota; Euglenozoa; Kinetoplastea; Trypanosomatida; Trypanosomatidae
Product: putative nucleoporin (NUP54/57)
Exons: 1
Coding region: 1-1566 (521 amino acids)
Source: RefSeq, a predicted model, not a curated record
AUGUUCGGAUUUGGACAGACAUCAGCAGGAACCGGCUUUGCGGCCGCUCCAGCAGUGACAGCAGGGAAAAGUGCUCCGUUUUCCGGCGUAGGCACAGGGGCGACGGCAGCAGCGCCGGGAGGCUUCGGAAGUUUUGGCACAAACACCGCCGCGAUUGGAGGCUUUGGCACAAGCACUGUUGGCUUUGGCGGAUUCGGUGCCUCGAAGGGCUUCGGCACUGCAAGAGCUAUUGGGGCUCAGCCGCAGGUUCCCCCGUAUAAGGGGAUAAAGGGUCCGGGCUUCUCCAAUGACUGGGCACGCAGCGUCAACUUCUCCACGCUGCGUGACGAUGCACUGUUUGAAGAGCUGCCACCAUCGUUGCAGCAACACCUCAUGGAGCUGCACAACUUUAUCCAGACGGAGCACGAGGCAAAGCGGUUUGUGGAGAGUUUUCUGGCCGAUUCGGGGGGAGCCGCUGCUGCCAUCUGUAGCUACAGGGAACUGCAGAAGAAACUUGCUCAGCUGACGACCGGGGAGAACGCCGUGGAUGCGAUUCGCGUGGACUGCUUUGAGCGGGAGGUUCAGGGGCAACACCUCGGCAUGCUACUGCAGAAGUGUGAGGAGGAGGUUGUGCAGUACUCAAAGCAGGUCUGGGAACCACUGGUGGAGCAGAACUUCGCGCAGCGGAGCGGUGGAAAUCGAACUGAGUUGCCCUCUGAGCCGUUUCAGCGUUGUCUUCGCGAUGUACAGAUGCGGAUGGAGGAGGUGUCCGCAGCCUUGACGGAGUUGGAGCUUGCCGUCCUGCCCAACGCUCAGCGACAGAAACGCCUGACAGCGGCUGACACCAACAACACUGCCAACACCACCACGGAGCCUGCAUCCUCCGCGUCGCUCUUCUCACGGUACGUGGCAGAGAUGAAGCCACUCGAUAGGACGAGUGGCCUAAGGCCCACAAUGUUCACCUACCCAAUCGUUCAGAUGAACACAACUCUCAGCAAUGAGUUGGCUGCCCUUCUAAAUUUGGCCGCGUGGACAUCGCGACUGCACACCAGGUCGGAUGCAGCCCGGGAUCUCUUUGCCCACUUAUAUGGGGCCUCUGAAGCCGAGGUGUUGCUUGCCCAAGAGCAGCGGCAGCUGCCUGUGGGGCCCAAAAGACCAUUUCCGCUCGGCUCAGCGGAAACAUCUUCGUUUUCAGAACUUGACCAGUACACAAUUGGGGAUAUCCAUAGGCGCUCGGUCGGACUGGACCGCUUGGAUGCCCUUAGCAGCGGGGAGCGCAGAAUGCAGUACGACGUGCUUCUUGAGCGUCAACGACAAGCCCCCGCUCCGGCAUCUCUUGGCACCAGGGCCACUGGGUUUGCUACUUCUGCUGCUGGAGCUGCCGCACCUCUUGCUCCUACGGCUCCUGCUGCCCCGUCUGCGGCCGCAACAACCACCACAACAGCAACAGCCACACCUAGCACUGCCGUUGGCGGCUUCGGUGUGCCGGCUCCGUCCGCAAGUGGACCUUGGGGUACGGCUGCGGUUAGUGGCUCCCCCAGUGCGACUGGCUUUGCCAAGGCUGCAAAUAAACAAAGUCGUUCAUGA